Molecule: messenger RNA, 864 nt
Organism: Didymodactylos carnosus
Lineage: Eukaryota; Metazoa; Rotifera; Eurotatoria; Philodinida; Philodinidae
Source: the annotation of a GenBank genome assembly
AUGUUCAUCUUUUCUGAUGGGCAAGCUAAUAUUGGACUGAAAACAAGAGGUGAACUCACAAACCUGGUUGCUGGAUACAAUAAAAAAGGAAUCAUAACUGAUUCAUUUGGGAUUGGUGCUGAUUUCGAUGCCGAGAUUAUGAAGGGUAUUGCUGACUCUGGUGGAGCUAAAUUUUUCUUUCUUGAAUCAGCUCAAGUAAUUGAAUCACUAGUAACGAAGGCUCUUAUGAGCGUGUUUACUGUAUGUGGAUCCCAAGCUCGUCUUAUUGUACGCGGUCAAAAUGGUGCCGUUGUGACAAAGAUCUGGGGUCAUGAGAAUAUUGUCGCUGGUGCGAGCCUUGGAGAUCUUCAUAGUAAUAACAUGCGAUCGAUUCUUUGCGAAUUCACGACUGCUGGAACAGCGAAGUCUAGUGAAGCAGAAGUUGAGACUCUCGUGUAUGAGCUGAGGUAUAAUCAACCACAUGAACCCAAUGGUGAAGCAACAGUGAUAAAAGGCACACUCUUCCUCAAGUUUGUGGAAGAUGAGUCGCUCGUUACAGAGAUCGAUCCUCGAGUGAAGUGCAUGCAUACUAUUCAAAUGGCUGCCGAUAUGGAUUCAAAAAUCGCGCAACUGGUGAAGGAAGGCAAGACUAAAGAAGCCGUUGAUCUGGUCACUCAACAAAUCGCGCUGCUCAAAGAUGCUGAGAGCUCUGACGAUGAGAAAGGAAUGAUUCGGACAUUGAUUCGAAUGGCUGAAAAUAUGUACAAUAGGCUUAAGGACGAAAGUGUAGACAGACAGAUUAUUUAUCAUGGAUACCAACAUCAGAGUUACUUGAAAAGACAGACUUCUUGCGAAUACAUGGAACACUAUGAUAAUUCUGAUUAG